Molecule: messenger RNA, 216 nt
Organism: Fusarium venenatum
Lineage: Eukaryota; Fungi; Ascomycota; Sordariomycetes; Hypocreales; Nectriaceae
Source: RefSeq, a predicted model, not a curated record
AUGCAUAAUCCUAUUCCCAUUUAUGGACUCUUGGUCCUGAUUUUCUUCUCGGCCAACAGUCCUGUCCAUGCAUCGUCACCUGAAAUGGUUAUACCGCUCCUCGGCUCUAACCCUUGCACUUGGGGGCCAUCGUUCUGGUGCGCGAGCGAAGAGAACAUGAAAAGAUGUGGUGUUACCGCAGAAGAGUGUGAGAAAUAUGCCAGCGAUGUAUACUAG